AUGUCAACACCUGCAUCCAUUAAAGCGAUGGAAAUUGCUCGUGAAAAGGCUGCACGACGUCAUAGGCAAAUUGAUUCGGCUGGACUGGUACCACUUACUCAACCAUGGCCAUCCCGAAGUUACUUCUACGGAGUUUAUCGCGGAAGGAAUAUCGAUUUUACCGCGGAUAAGGCAGGUGGGCGGCAGUACACUAGUUUUGAGGGUGGAAGGAAAGAAAUAGGACCACGGUCACCGCCAAAACCACUUACUCCACCUCCUGUUGAAGAUGUUCCAAUCGAUGUGGACACCGAUGAUUACAAAGUAGAUGCCGAUGAAGUGAUUUGCUUUAGCGGUCGUCAGCACUUCCUCUCAAAUUUAUAUCCUGUUACGCUAACGGUGGAUGGACAUGACUAUCCGAGCGUGGAGCAUUAUUAUCAAGCUUGUAAACUGUAUACAUUGGGUGGCGCACGUCUUGCUGCACAACUUCGUAAUAUACCUGACGCUGGUUUCGUUAAAGCUCACACAAAAAAAUUGUUGCGUGCAGCUAAUGUUUCAUCAGAAAAGGUGGAAGAAUGGAAGCGUACUCAGGGUCCAGUAUUGUUACAUCAUGCAAUAGUACAUAAGUUUGUGCAAAAUCCUGAACUUCGUGCAAAACUUCUGGAAACAGGUACAGCAUUGCUUGCACAUACAUAUGAACGGGAUAAUAUUUUUGCUGCGGGUUGCGAUAAAGAGAAGAUGAUAGAAUGGGCGAAAAAUAAUAAUGGACAAAUAAUUAAGAUUCCGACCAAAAUAGAUAAUGGAACAUUGGUGUACAUUCCACUAGUAGGCGAAGGCAAAAAUGUUCUUGGCUUUAUCAACAUGAAGGUUCGUCAACAGCUUCUGCAGUUUAAAGCAACACAGCCACCUCUAACUGAUCCGAUCAUGAUGGUAGCAAUGCAAACACUGAAACUGGAUAGUCCGACAAAAGCAGAAACUAUGACAAACUGA
Molecule: messenger RNA, 966 nt
Organism: Cercopithifilaria johnstoni
Lineage: Eukaryota; Metazoa; Nematoda; Chromadorea; Rhabditida; Onchocercidae
Source: the annotation of a GenBank genome assembly